AUGAUAAAACAAUCAAAAAGCUUGCCUGCCAAGCUAAUUCUAGUCCUCUUGCUCGUCUUAAGCUUGUUUAAAACAUCAAUUCAAAGUAUGUGUUCUGAUGAUCAGGAAGUAAAGCUUCCAGAUUAUUCCUGUUCUACCCUAGAAAAUGGUCUUAAAUAUCUUAUCAUUAUACAGCCCAAUAACCCAGUAACACAUAUUAGUAUCUCUAUCAAGAAACGGCACUGCACUACAUCGGCUAAAGGCAAAUACCUCAGCUGCAUUUUAGAAACACUUCUCAAGUAUAAGCUAAGCCCCGACAAUAAUCACAACCAAUACCAAGCGUUCCUAAGCAAAACCAAUGCCCAAAGGAUUACAUCUAGUAGGGAUUUUAUGACAAUCGAGUUUGUUUCAAAAGAGCCCCUAUCUCUAAACCUCUUAGAUAUUUUACAUUCCGUUAUUGUUUCCCCACCCAACCUACAACUAGCCGCCAAGAUUAAAGAGCACUGUUUUCCAAACCUUCAACGUAAUAAACCAGAGCUUCUUCCUACUGAUGCCGAGAUCACGAGCGAAUGGACCAAUACCUUAUUCUUUCCAAAUAUUCGGCUUGUAAUAGUUACUCCCAACAACCUAUGUGAUAUACUAAACCUUCUAAACGGCCACGGCCGCCAGCAAACCAUAGAUCAGCCAGGCCAAAAGCCGAUAAUGUAUCCACUUAACAAGCCAGCGUCCUGUCAUUUGGCCAACCCCAACCGCGUAGUGAUAUGUCCUAAACCGUGUAUCUCAUCAAACACGAACGAAAAAACAAUGAUCCUUCUCUCCAUUCCACUACUUGAUGACAUAACCACAAGCACUAUACAUCCACUAGCCCAUCUAUAUCAUUUAUUCUGCUGCUGCAACCUAAUAUACAAUAACUAUAUUCAAGCCCAUCCAAGCAAGAAUCUUCGAAUCAAAAGAAUGUCUCUAGCCUCCCGAGAAACCACGCUAAAUAUUAAUGUGGCCAUAGAAGUAGAUGAUAAAGAUACAGUCCUGAUUUCUGAGGCUUUAGCUAUAGUAGAAGGCUUCCUCCAAGCUAUCAAGACGUCUUACAAACAGCCAGACUCGGAUUUAAACCAGCAUUACAAAAAGCAUAUAUCAUCCGCACCAGGGAAAACAGAAAAUCUGCUACUAUUCGCCCUUCCUAUUCUAGCCUCAGUACAGAUGUUCUUUUUGGAUGCAUCCGAGAUCAUUAAGUUUGCCUUCGGUCCCGCGCCUCAUCUCAACAACACCGAUGAAUUGGACCGUCUACUCGAAAUCGGAAUGAAACGAGAUAAUUGGCAAGUUAGAUGCGAACUUUCACGUGCACACUGGCAGAAAAUGCCGCAACAGAUAGAUACCGCCCCAGUUUCUCUAUUCGUACCAGAAGUGGCCGCGAAAGCCGAACAAAUCAAAAACAUUAUAUGUUUUGGCCGCCCCGAAGCCCAACCAAACCAAACCCACGCUGCCUUAACCAUUCAACCGCCUAGUUCUUCCAAAACCAACCCUCCUCUUCAAUCACAAAAUAGCACAUCUAUCCUCAAACAAAUGCUGCCGUCACAACAAGCCCCACCCAGAACUCCACUAUGCCCCGCCGAUAUUAAUAAUCAAGUCAACCCCCAGACCCCUUCUGCUAGUCUACUCAAUACCAAUUCCGGCCAAGUUACUCCCGGCAGUGUACUUCGUGACACACAUACUGAGCCUGGCUUAGAAGCUUGCUUUUUCACUGAUCCUCAGCAGCCAAAGGAAUCGAGUGUUAUAGUUGUGCUCGGCACCAAUGAUUACCUUGUUGACAUUCAAACCUAUGUCUGGCAUGUUGCUCACGUGCUAACCGUAUUAAAUAUCAUCAAAAACGCCCAUCACGAUUGGUUCAAAGGCAACAGCAUGCCUAUUGAUGCUCGGGUUAGUAGCGAUGGUAGGAUUAUUGUUGUUGCUCGUGGAUCAAACCCGCGGGCCACAGAUGCUCUCGACUUGUUCUUUUCACUCUACAAAGCCGCCAACGGACUUAUUCCUCAGAGCGCUGCAGCUAUAGAUAGGGCCAACAACUACUUUAUGGGGGCACUCCAGCAACAAACACUUAUUAUAAAGAAGUCCAUCUUUUCGGAGGUUUGGCGAACUCCUUUCUACACACCCAAUCAAUGCUGCGAGUAUAUUAAACAAAAUAAGGCAUCCAACGACAUUCCGGUUGUUGAUAAAGCUUUAAUCAAGAUAAAAGUAGAGAAUCUACCCUACGCCUUCUUCCGUGAAACAAUUAGUACAGUCAGAAAGUAUAUUACACCCAAGCCGUCCAUUAAAUACGAGCUGGUUCGUAAUCACGACAAAACCAUCUGUAUAUCAUUGGAUCCAAAACCAAUUUCGGCUCUCGUUGGGUACUUUCAUAUCAAUCCAAUGGGCACCUUAAACAGAAGCAACUACCAAAUGCUAGCAUACUAUUUGUUGAUUGCAAAAUUCCCGCCAAGAAGUAUUGCGCGCCAUGCUAGUGCCAAGGAAGUCCAAGCCUGGAUAGAUGCUCGUACACCCAACCCACCCGAGCCAGCCCCUAAGAUGAUAAAACCAUUGACCAACUAUCCUGCAUUCCCCAAAACAGAUGUUGACCUAGAAAUAUUCAAUAAUCUUGACCAAUCCACUACGAUUUUUGAUGACACUAUUAUUCUGAACCUUACUUUAAACGGACGAUAUAGCCCGGCUGCAGUUUUAAACACGGUUCUAGCCUAUCACAUAUACUUAGAUUGGGUGCUUAGAGCUCUUACACCCGAACAGUUUAUAGCCUGCAAGCAACGGGCACUGAAUGACUUCUCUGCGGCCAAUAGCACCAACAACCUAUUCAAAAAGAGCUCUCUAAUCUUCAACUGCAGCGACUUUUGGAAAGAGCCCAGUUAUCAAGAAGAGCUCGAACGCACUCUCCGACAAAUAACUAAAGAGGAUCUCUACUCCUUUUUCCUAAACCACUGCCAACAACCUAUGGUUGUGAUAUAUAACUCUCAACCACAACCGCAACAGCUCUUAUCCGCACCAAAACGAGCACCAACUACUUCCAUAGAUGAACUUGCACCCAGCCAGACCUUUAAAAAGGCCGCCCAAAGUAACCCACCUCAAUAA
Messenger RNA from Nematocida homosporus, 3090 nucleotides. RefSeq lists its product as uncharacterized. The transcript has a single exon. Gene Ontology annotation, molecular function: metal ion binding. The record is from RefSeq and is a predicted model, not a curated record. Lineage: Eukaryota; Fungi; Microsporidia. The coding region runs from base 1 to 3090 and encodes 1029 amino acids.